Cottoperca gobio is the source of this 2791-nucleotide messenger RNA. Its product is annotated as gonadotropin-releasing hormone II receptor-like. The record is from RefSeq and is a predicted model, not a curated record. Lineage: Eukaryota; Metazoa; Chordata; Actinopteri; Perciformes; Bovichtidae. Gene Ontology annotation, cellular component: plasma membrane. The transcript is spliced from 8 exons. Gene Ontology annotation, biological process: G protein-coupled receptor signaling pathway; cellular response to hormone stimulus. Gene Ontology annotation, molecular function: protein-hormone receptor activity; G protein-coupled receptor activity; peptide binding. Bases 299 to 1741 code for a protein of 480 amino acids.
CUCCAGUUUAACCUUGCCAUGGCCAAUAUGCCGCCACCUACUUCCUACAGGCCGCUCAGCUUUACAGAUCGCAGGGAGACGGAGGCAGCGAGGGAGAAUCCUGCAUGGAGAUGACUCGCUGCUAUGGCAGAGUACAGGUGUUUCCAGGAGGCGGUGCAGUGUUUCCAGCAGGCUCUGGACCCAGCAGCUCAGCAGCCCCCCCUGCUGGCCAAAGUGCUGCUCAACCUGGGAGCUGCUCUGAAUUCUGUGGGCCGGUUCACACCAGCUGUGGGGUACCACAGGCUGGCUGCUGGACACUAUGAGGCCACACUCACUCAGGCCACCUGUGGGACAACUCGUCAGAAGUCCAGGCCGAGCGUCCAACCAGCAGCCAGACGAUCAGCAGGCCACAGGUAGACAGGAAGCAGCAGAGCAUUGUGGGUCAACAUUGGCCGGAGCCACUGAGGGACCUGGAUACAUGAGCACAGAACCUGCAAUACACAGUCUUUCAGAAGCUGCUGCAGUCGACAGGAAGCUGAUCCUGAUCACACCGGGUUCUGUUCUUACUGGGUUCUGCCUGUCAGAGCCGGUUCUUCAGGGCUGCCUGUGGAUUCCUGAACAUGAGGAGAGCCAAGGAGUUGGACCUGAGGAGCUGCUGAUCAGGAUGUCAGGUAACUGGUCAUCACCGCCCCCUCCCAACUCCUCCCAGUUCCCCCCUGUCACAGACUGGGAGGCUCCCAGCUUCACCCGGGCCGCUCAGUUCCGUGUGGGCGCCACUUUCGUCCUCUUCCUGUUCGCCGCCUGCAGUAACCUCGCCCUAUUGGCUAGUGUGUGGCGUGGGCGCGGCCGGCGGCUGGCGUCUCACCUGCGGCCGCUGAUGUUGAGCCUGGCGUCGGCCGACCUGAUGAUGACAUUCGUGGUGAUGCCUCUGGACGCGGUGUGGAACGUGACGGUGCAAUGGUACGGAGGAGACACGCUCUGCAAGCUGCUGAGCUUCCUGAAGCUGUUUGCCAUGCACGCCUCCGCCUUCAUCCUGGUCGUCAUCAGCCUCGACCGCCAGCACGCCAUCCUGCACCCGCUGGAUGCUCUGAGCGCGCACUGCAGGAACCGACGCAUGCUGCUGCUGGCCUGGAGCCUCAGCCUGCUGCUUGCAUCACCACAGCUCUUCCUCUUCCGGGCGGUCAUCGCGGAGGCCGUGGACUUCACUCAGUGUGCGUCUCACGGCAGCUUCAGGCGCCGCUGGCACGAGACGCUUUACAACAUGUUCCACUUCACCACGCUGUACGUCGUCCCUCUGAUGGUGAUGAGCUGCUGCUACAGCCGCAUCCUGCUGCACAUCCACCUGCAGCACCGCAGGGACAAAGCAGGUGAGUCGUACCUGCGGCGCAGCGGCACCGACAUCAUCCCGAAGGCCCGGAUGAAGACCCUGAAGAUGACGGUGGUCAUAGUGCUGUCCUUCGUGGUGUGCUGGACUCCGUACUACCUGCUAGGGAUCUGGUACUGGUUCCAGCCCAACAUGCUGCACGUCACGCCGGAGUAUGUGCACCACGGCCUCUUCGUGUUCGGGAACCUGAACACGUGCUGCGACCCCGUCAUCUACGGCUUCUACACCCCGUCUUUCAGGGCCGACCUCGCCGCCUGCUGCCGCAGGACGAAAAGCGACACUUCACUGCGAUCUCCGGACCGACAGUCGGCCAGGGGGGGUGCUCAGAGCGGGGAGCACGAAGCGGACCCCGCCACCAACAGCCGGGCAGGAGACUAGCAACGACCAAUCAGAGGACAGGAGGUGAUGAUGUCACCCUGGAUCACUUCCUGCUGCUGUCUUUGUUAUAAAUCAUCAGUUUUACUUUAGUUUACUGUUUGUAUUGAUUUAUUUUAUGUUCUCUGAUCAAAGUGAAUCAGUGAGACGGCUUCACGAUGAAGAAGAACUCCACUUCCUGUAAACUUGACCUUUAACCCCUCACAGCACACGGUGACAUCACUGCUGGGCGUGGCUACAGGUGCUGACCGCAGCCAAUGGCAAGUCUCAAUGUUCAGUGUGUUUUGUCGUGGUUACACGUAAAAUAACUUCCUGUCUACGGAGGCCAGAGAAAGGAAAUAAAUCAUGAAUCAUCAUUUCUUCAGCUGCUGAAGCUCUGAUCUGUGGAUCUUUAAACAUAUAAUCUCUAACAUUUAUAUAUAUAUAUUUAGUUGAGUUGUGUUCUUACAUUAUCCCAAAUGUUUCCAACAAUCAAACCCUAAAUAAAUCUGUAGUUUCCGAACUUUAUCAGCCCGACACAUGUGACUGAUGUUGAUGUACUUUGUGCUUAGAAACGUUUCAAAACAUGCAAAACAAAUAAAUGUUUGCAUUUUGUUUAUUCAAAAAUUCUCUUCUAUUUAAUUUACAAUAAUAACAUAAUACUGUAUAUAUGUGUUAUUUGUGUUUCUACAUGCGUGUGAUUAUGAAAAUACAAUAAAAAACAUACAUAUAAAAGUCGUUCUUAAUAGUAAAAAGUAUAAAUUGUAUAAGAGUGAACGUGCUGGAGGAUAAUAUGACGUCAGUAAACUUGAUGUUAGCGUCGAUGUUUGAAGAAUUAAAUAGCUUAAAAACCAAAUGAUUAUGAAAAUUAAUAUACACAAAUAUUUAAACAUUUCACCUUCAAUUACCUGCAAACUUUAAAUGUUAUUACCUUUUCUUGUUUUGUGUAAACAAACUGAAGACAAACUUUUAAUCCAGAUAAUGAUGUGGGCUUCGUAGACAAUUGGCGACUUUCUGGGGAAGACCUGGUCUGAUUAGGAGUGACGGCAUCCAUCCUACUUUGGCUGGAGAAGA